Molecule: messenger RNA, 2872 nt
Organism: Fukomys damarensis (Damara mole-rat)
Lineage: Eukaryota; Metazoa; Chordata; Mammalia; Rodentia; Bathyergidae
Product: zinc finger protein 551
Biological process (GO): regulation of transcription by RNA polymerase II
Molecular function (GO): RNA polymerase II cis-regulatory region sequence-specific DNA binding; DNA-binding transcription factor activity, RNA polymerase II-specific
Source: RefSeq, a predicted model, not a curated record
UGAAAACUAUGUUCCAGCCUUGGAAGACAUCUUGUACCAGGCUGAGCACAAAAUCACAUGCCCUGUUCAGAAAUUGUACUUGGGUAGCACAAGUGUGAGAGACUUCGGUUUCAAUACAAAUCUUCAGCACCAGAAGCAUGAUGGUGGAGAACAGCCUUGGGGAAGGGCUGUGGACACGGCCUCCUUAGUGGCAAGCUGCAGACUUUAUACCUUGACCAAGCCUUUCUCCUGUGGAGAGGCUGGGAUGGACUUCCUUGAGCAUCAGAUCACUCGUGAUGACAAGCAGCCACACAGCAGCAUCAAGAGCAGGGAAGCAUUUUGGACUGGAAAAAGACAUCGCAAGUGGGAUGAAUGCAAAAAAGCUUCAAGUCUCAAGCACACACUUGUUCAAGAGAAGUGUGUCUUUGCUGAAGAAGGGCUUCAUAAAUGUAGCAAAUGUGAGAAAGUCUUCACCUGCAAGUACACAUUUUCUCAGCACCAGGAUACUCAUUUUGGACAAAGAACAUCUGAAUGUAGUGAGUAUGGAAAAUCCCUUUGCGAAAAGUGCCACAUUAUUGGGCCUGAAAGAAUUCACACUGGAGCAAGCCCUCAUGAAUGUAGCGAAUGUGGAAAUGCUUUUAUCCACAAGUCUGACAAGAGACAUCACAGUGGAGGAAUACAUUAUGAGUGUGGGGAAUGUAGCACAUCUUUUCCCUGUAAAUCUAAGCUCAUUGAACACCAGAGAGUUCACACAGGAGAAAGGCCUUACACAUGUAGCAAGUGUGGGAAAUCCUUCAAACAGAGUUAUAGCCUCUUUUGACACCAGAGAAUCCACACUAGACAAAAGCCAUAUGAGUGAUGUGAUUGUGGGAAAGUCUUUAGCUGCUACUCUGAACUCAUUCAACACCAGAGGAUUCAUAGUGGAGAGAGGUAUGAGUGCAGUGACUGUGGGAAAACCUUUAGACAGUAUUAUAACCUCAUCAGACACCAGAAUGUUCACACUUGUGAUAAGCCUUAUGAAUGUGGUGAAUGUGCAAAAUCCUUUAGCCGCAAAUUUACCCUCAAUCAACACCAGAGUCUUUACAGUGGACAAAGGCCUUAUGAGUGCAGUGAUGGGAAAUCCUUUACCCGGAAAUCUGACCUUGUUCAGCACCGGAGAAUUCACACUGGUGUAAGACCUUAUGAGUGUGAUGAAUGUGGGAAAUCUUUUAGACAACGCUCUGGCCUCAUUCAACACCGGAGAGUUCAUUCUGGAGAAAAGCCUUAUAAGUGCAAUGAAUGUGGAAAAACCUUCAGUCAGAGUGCAACCCUCAUUCAUCAUCAGCGAGUUCACACUGGAGAAAAGCCUUAUCAGUGUAAUGAAUGUGGAAAAUUCUUUGGCCAGAGCUCUACCCUCCUCCAGCACCAGAGAGGUCACACUGGAGAGAGACCUUAUAAAUGCAAUGAAUGUGGGAAAUGCUUUACCCACAAAUCUGACCUCGUUCAGCAUCAAAGAGUUCACGCUGGAGAAAGGCCUUAUAAGUGCAGUGAAUGUGAAAAAUCCUUUAGUCAAAAAUCUAAUCUGACUCGACACCGGCAAGUUCAUACCUAAGAAGGCUUACAGUGUGUAGGAAAAUGUUCUACUCCAUUCCUAAAUUUAAUAACAUGGCAGGAGACCAAAGGGGCCCUAUCUAAAUGUGAACAUCGUUCAUGUGAGUUUUCUCAGUGUGAGUUUCACGUACCUGUGAUGCUUUGUGGUGACUGAUUAGAGUUUAGAAUCAGUGGCCCAGGGCCACAGCCUGAUUUAUUUCACUGCCCAUUUCUGUGGCAUAAUCCAUUUCACUUCUACUCCCUGAUAAGUUCACAGGCUGUGUACACAAGUUAUUAUUCCAGAGUGCUCCGAGAAGCAAACCUCUGACCUCUCCUAUUUGGGGAAACACUCUUCUCAGCCUUUGGUGGCUCCUCAUUUUCUUGUUUCUGCCUUUAGGGUACAGCCCUUAACAGUUUUGGUCCAGAGGGCUUGGUCAUAGUUGUGUGUCAACUUGCUAAGAAUCACCACUUUGUUGUUCUCACAUCAUGCUUGUGAUGAGUUUUUCUGGGCUGUAAUUUAGUAGCCUGGAAACUGCUUGCUGCACAUUGCACUGAUGAGUGAUCUUUUAGUAAAAGUCAUUUUGUUUAUCCACUUUUAAUUUUGAAAAUUCUGUUAAUUGUGUGGGGUGACUUAUAAACAGACUAGUUAGGUUGGUGUGGAGUGAUCCAAUUCUGGGGAAAUCCCAAAUGGCCAUGCAGACAGGAAAACAAGACUAGAGAGAAAAAUAACUUGAUAGUUUAAGGGUGUAGCUUUGUGACAGCAUUCCUGUUUAAAACUGGCACAGGCUUUUAUUGCUUGCCAAUAUUUGCUGCCACUGAAACAGCUGCACCUCCUAAGGCUUGAGGAAAGCAAUGGUGCAAUUGAUAACAGGUUAUGAACCUGAUCUUCCAGGACAAACAGCAUUUAGGCUUAUUAUUUUGAGCUCCCAUUUUAAAGCUUUAUUUAAGUAUAAUUUAUAAGAUUUACAUGCAACAAAGUACACUGAGUAACCUAUACAGUUUGGACCUUGGUGUGGUAGUGUGCCUGCAGUCCCAUCUACACAGGAGUCUGAAGCCAGCCUGGUGAUGUAGUGAGACCCUGGCAAGACAAAAGGAAAAAAGUUUGGUAGAGCAUUGAAGCCAUCAUUACAAUCAAAAAAAUAAAUAAACUUUGUUAAACUGUAUGUUUCCUCCUGCCCUUCUAUAAUCUCUCUCCCUACCUUCCUGCGGCCUUUAGGCAAUUGUUGAUUUCCUUUAAAGUAAAUUGGUUUGUAUUUUCUAGACUUUGUUGUUAUUGUAAAGUGUUUGUGUGUGUGUGUGUGUGUGUGCACAAAUGUGUACUGCG